Messenger RNA from Dibothriocephalus latus, 702 nucleotides. Lineage: Eukaryota; Metazoa; Platyhelminthes; Cestoda; Diphyllobothriidea; Diphyllobothriidae. The record is from the annotation of a GenBank genome assembly.
CGCCAGCGACGAGUAGAAGAGGAGGCGGCAGUGUCAAAUUCUGGCGGACGCCAACAAGGUCGUUUGGCAGCGGGUAAACGGCGGAAGCGUCGCAGUGGGGAACCAACCAUGGCAGCCGUCGGAGCACAAGGUUCGGGCGAGGAGGAAGAGGGAGAAGGCAAUGCAUCGAAGGGAAAAGAACAGGAAGGCAAAGAUAGUGAGGGAGAUGGGGCUGAAGAGGAGGAGCAACAGAAACCAACUUCUGUUCGUCUUCGACUUUCUGCUUUGCAGCCGGAGACUGAUCGGUCAGAAGAUGGUUUGCGAUCGAACAUGGAGAAAUUGCUGAUGGAGUCCAAACUCGUGUCCGGAGUUGAAAGAAUUUUUGAAGACACCAUGCGGAAGACUGGUGAAGACAUCCAGGAAGCGGCGGAGGGGGAUAACCUUCUGCCGGUCAAGAACACUGUCAACGCAGACAAGGAAUAUCCCGAGACGGAUUCGGAUGUUGAAAGUGUCGACAGCUUUGAGGGUAACGUCAUCUUCUUCCCUUCUGAUGACGACGAUGAAGAUGAGGAUGAAAUAAACGUCUCUGCUGUUUAUUCGGAGCAAACGACGGCGAGUAUGAGGACUUCUCCGCCCAGGAUGAGAUUUAUUCGUUUGGAAGCGGAUGUCAGGUGGUAUCAGUGUUCUGUACGUUUUGGUGCCCGAAUACACCGUGACACGUGA